AGAAUUCAGAGCGCAGAAGAGGGUAUAUAGUCGUCGGUGCCCGAACAAUUGUGAAUCGUGAAGCGGGAAGAUCUUUCGACAGAAUUAGGAGAUACCUCUGGACUUUACCUAUAUUCGCGAAAGAUAUUCUCUCCUCGUUCAGGAUAGAAAUGAGAAGCUUCGUUUUACUAUUAUUCUUCGUUCGUCUCGCUUUUACUAUGAUCGCUAGACAUCACAGAGACAGCGGUUUUUUGAAUCACGUACAGUUGGUUCACGAAUUUCGAUGUUCCAUGCCUCAACCAAGAGCUAUACCAGUGUCAAAACUUUUAACCGUUGGUCCUAGCCCUGACGAAACUUUUUAUCCUGCCUCCACCGUUUUGACGCGUUGCGACGGGGCUGGAUGCUGUUCCGAUCCUAAACAAAUUUGUGCGCCUAUCGAGACCAGGAAUGUCAGUCUCGUGUUCAUGGUGAAACAUACGAUCGAUCGACAACGAGACAGACAUCACGAAGUGAUACACGCGUUGGAGCACACGAAAUGCGGAUGCAUCGAUAAGAAAAUAAUCGAUUUCGAUUGAAUCCUGUUAACCGGAUCGUUUGUUAGAAAGUAAACGGAAAGUGGACCGAUGUAAAAUCCGUUAAGAGAGAGAAGACAUUCGCGUGCCGUAGUUACUUAUUAUGGUUUCCCCUUUAAAAAAUUAAAAACCAUACCAAAAUGUUUGUAAUCGAAGAAUUAAAUAACAUUAAGAUUAAUAUUAGUACGGUAAGACGAGUUCCUUACACUUCAGGAUCUGUGACUGUGAUAUUUUAAUCGAUGUAAUAUAAAGUAUUAAAACUCCUUUAAGUAACAUUAAUAAAUUUAUAAUAUAAAA
Messenger RNA from Megachile rotundata (alfalfa leafcutting bee), 848 nucleotides. RefSeq names its product placenta growth factor-like. Lineage: Eukaryota; Metazoa; Arthropoda; Insecta; Hymenoptera; Megachilidae. The record is from RefSeq and is a predicted model, not a curated record.